Molecule: messenger RNA, 2126 nt
Organism: Penaeus chinensis
Lineage: Eukaryota; Metazoa; Arthropoda; Malacostraca; Decapoda; Penaeidae
Product: glucose dehydrogenase [FAD, quinone]-like
Exons: 13
Coding region: 347-2053 (568 amino acids)
Molecular function (GO): oxidoreductase activity, acting on CH-OH group of donors; flavin adenine dinucleotide binding
Source: RefSeq, a predicted model, not a curated record
CGUGUCGGACGCACCACACGUAUGCUCGUCCAGGAGUCGAAUGGGAUAAGUGAAUUGCUGGUUUUAGAUCGUGUGGCGUUGCUUAUUUUGUCUUAAGAGAAACUUCUAGGGAACGGCUCGGCCUACUCUCUCCUUCCUCCGUGUCCUGCGGGUCAGGCUUCCGAGCGAGGGUCCCAGAAGGAAGACGAGACCGAGAGAGAGAAAGAGAGAGAGAGAGAGAGAGAGAGAGAGAGAGAGAGAGAGAGAGAGAGAGAGAGAGAGAGAGAGAGAGAGAGAGAGAGAGAGAGAGAGAGAGAGAGAGCAAGAAAGGAAGAAAGAAAGUGAAAGAGAAGAGUCCCCCGGCAGGAUGUUCGACCGCACCCUUGGGAAAUUUGUGUCCUUCGCAUUGGUCCCCCUGGUUCGUCUGCUGCUUGUAGGCGUGGUCAGGGAAACAGGCCACGCCCCUUUCGAGCUGCACGUCCCUCUCGACCUGAGUUACGACUUUAUUGUAGUGGGCGGCGGUUCCGGAGGCAGCGUCGUGGCGUCAAGGCUCUCGGAGGUGGCCGGCUGGCGCGUGCUGCUCCUCGAGGCUGGAGGCCCACCAGCCCCCGAGAGCUAUGUGCCCGCCCUCAACUUCCUCUUCUUCCUGCCAGAGAAUUCCAACUGGGAGUACACCAUCGCGCCGCAGAAGCACGCACUCAAGAGCUUCGUCGGGAGGAGCGGGCGCCUAAUCCAGGGAAAGACGCUGGGCGGAUCCUCCUCCAUCAACGGAAUGCUCUACGCCCGCGGCAACAGGCGGGACUACGACCAGUGGGCGUCCUUAGGGAAUCCUGGCUGGGACUACGACACCAUCCUUCCCUAUUUCAAGAAGGCUGAAGGCUAUCGAGGCGGCCAUCUUGGCGAAAACGGAUUCGCACCCUUUGACUAUACAAUUGGAGAUGGGAUUCGAUGCUCCACGGCAGAGUGCUACCUGAAACCCGCGGCGUCUCGGCCCAACUUGCACACUCUCCAUAGCGCCACUGUUUUUAAGAUCUUGUUUAAUGAGAAACGUGCGAUCGGCGUGCUGUUCGAACAUAAUGGAAUGCUGAAGGUUGUAAAAGCUCGCAAAGAGGUAAUACUGUCGGCAGGCUCUCUCUCCUCCCCCAAGGUGCUCAUGCUGUCUGGCGUCGGGCCUGCCAAGCACCUCCACCAGCAUGAGAUCGACGUCGUGGCGGACCUGCCCGGAGUGGGUCGCAACCUCCAGGAUCACCUCAACGUCUACGGCCUCACGUGGACUGUCCGACCCGACGCCGAGGAAUCGCCCUCCGUUCUCUCCUCGCUUGAUGAUUACGUGAAGCGGAGGCAAGGCCCCUACGCCACUCCCCUGGGCGACCAGAGCAGCGCCUGGGUGAGAGUGAGCGACGCCCCUGGAGACCCACAGUGGCCGGACGUGCAGUACAUGCUGAGUUCGUCGACGCUGGCCACCGACAAGGGCAUCUUCUCGCCGUCUUCCCUGGGCCUCGACCCUGUGCGCUAUCGUUCUUACUUCGAGUCCGUGCUGGGUGAGGAGGGCUUCUCGCUCCAACUCAACCUGAUGCGGCCUUCGAGUCGUGGCAGCGUCACACUCCGCUCGCGAGAUCCCAGGGACUACCCCUACAUCGACUCCAAUUUCCUCAGUCAUCCGGACGACCUGAGAAUCUUGGUGAAUGGUAUAAAAUUCGCCCUGGCCAUCGGAAAUACCACUUCCAUGAAAAACGCGCUUGGGGCUAGAUUUCACGAUAAGCACCUUCCUGGUUGCGAGAAUAUUUACUACGGCACGGACGACUAUUGGGCGUGCUACGUACAACACAUGGCAUCGAGCUACCUCCAUCCCGCCGGCACGUGCAAGAUGGGACCCGAAAAUGACCCUUUGAGCGUUGUGGAUUCGAGACUCAGACUUCGCGGAGUGUCCGGUGUCCGAAUAGUGGACGCCUCCAUAAUGCCUGUAAUCGUCUCGGGCAACAUGAACGCUCCAGUCAUAAUGAUCGGCGAGAAAUCAGCUGAUAUGAUCAAGGACGAUUGGGGAGCUUCGGCUAUACUUAAGGCUUAUUCGUGAUAUUUGAUUCUGUUUUGUUUUUAUUUUUUUUAAAGAUAUUUAUAUUAAAAGUGAAAUAAAUGUGAUGAGAAGA